AUGUUGAGGUGGUUACAAGGUGGUCUCUCCACCCUGACUGGUAUUGCGGAACCAGAAUAUGGUAAGGAUUAUAUCAGUUCUUGUACUCAAAGAGUUAGACAAAAGAAGGAACAGCCUUUCAAACCAAUAGAUAAAUCGGAUUUGAAUUGGUUACGUCCAAAUCAUACCAAUGUGGAGACUGUGACUUUUUACUUCAGUGAAUUGGAAUCAGGAAUCGUUGGUUUUGCUCAAAUCAUCCAUUCAAAUGUUAUUGGGUUACAUAUCACAGCUCAAUUCACCUUUAGAAUCUUUGAUUGUAAUAAUCCAGAUAAAUUGAACAUUUGGACCUCUACCAAGUUGGAAAAUUUUGUCAUUGAUGGAGCUAAUUUUUAUGCAGAUGAUCUUUCUUUGGAAUUGAAUGAAGAAUUAAACCAAUACCAUUUCAAAUCUUCAGUAAAUAAGAAUUCAGAAAUUAGUUUGUAUUGUACUAGAUUAGCCCCUGGCUGUAAAUUGGGAGAUGAUCCAAUGACAUAUUUUGGUGAUAACAUUGAAGAACCUUGGGGUACAAUGAGACACAUCUUUUGGCCAAGAAAUCAUAUCACAGGUAAAAUCAUAUUAAGAAAUUUGGAUGAUACGAAUAAGGCAAAGGGUAAUAAAUCGAAUAAUACAGAUAAUGAUGAUAAUUCGUCAAAUUUUUCUAAAUAUUCGUCUAAUUAUUCUUCUUUUUCCAAGAUAAAGACAAAUUCAACUUCAAAUUCUAAAAACCCGUCAAGAAAUGUUUCUGCAAAUGCAUCACGAGUACCAACAAACACUGCUGAUCAAGAUUUGGUAGCUGGUAAUGUAUCUCAAGAUCAAAGCCAAAUUGAUAUAGAUAUUAAUGGAACUCAAGAUGGAAUUGAACAACAAGGAGAUGAAGAUGAAGAUGAUGAAGAUGAAGAUGAUGAAGAUGAUGAUGAGUAUAUGAGUGAAAGUGAGGAUUACGAAUAUGAAUUGGUCUUUGAAUUCACAGAUGAAAAUCCUGCUAUGUCUUUAUUCAUUAUGGCUUGUCAAGGGAUGAAGCCUCACCAUGCUGCAAGAUCUUGGAAUUUCCUAAGUUUCCAUGCCAAAAAAAAUUCUUGUGUUUAUAUGGAAUUCACUACUCCAAGAUCUUAUGCAAAUACAGUAGUAUCAAUUGGGAUUAUUGCCAAUAAUGAUGAAAUUCUUUCCAUGACUAUAGAUAAUAAAUAUAAUCAUUUGAAUGCAAGUAUUGAUGAUAUUGGUUGGAGCGUACCAAAAAAUAUUCAAUUGGAAUUUAAUGGGUUCCCUUCAAAUAUGACAGAUUCCGAAGUAGCAGACGCCAUAACUAAAUUACAAAACGAUUAUAUCAAAUCUUCUACUCCUUCAUCUCCAACAAUAGAUACACCAACUAACUCUCAUACAACGGAAAUUAUUUCUCAUAGAAAAAGCAAAAAUAAUAAGCCAAAUGAUGAAAAUGAAAUUACCAUAACAAAUGUGCCAAAAAAAUCUACAAAUGAAAACUCUCCAAUCGAUUCCAUUUUAUCAAAUGAAAAUUCUCUGCAAAUCCAUAAAAAUUUAUCAAAUGAUAAAGAUAGCUAUGGCAUCAACAUUUCAAAAUUACCGUUUAAAGCUAAAGUUGAUGCUAAUCUUGUAACUAUGGUAGAAAGAGUAGAUGUCAUGAAUGAAAUCCCUCAAUUUGUUAAAAAUAUCGUGUCCGGCGUGGUGGGUACUAAACCUUAUAUUUAUCAAUUUUCAGAUAAUAAAAACUUCUAUUUACAAGUAGAAGGUCAAGAAAAAGAAGUUGGUUUCGGUUGGGCGGAAGUAACUUUUAUCUCAGAAAUUGAUGCUAUAUUAGAAAAUGCCACAGAUGAUAAAGAUGAAGUAAGGCAUUAA
Henningerozyma blattae CBS 6284 is the source of this 1869-nucleotide messenger RNA. RefSeq names its product survival factor 1 family protein. Gene Ontology annotation, cellular component: cytoplasm. Gene Ontology annotation, biological process: response to oxidative stress. The transcript has a single exon. The coding region runs from base 1 to 1869 and encodes 622 amino acids. NCBI's taxonomy places the organism in Eukaryota, Fungi, Ascomycota, Saccharomycetes, Saccharomycetales, Saccharomycetaceae. The record is from RefSeq and is a predicted model, not a curated record.